Helicoverpa zea (corn earworm) is the source of this 2594-nucleotide messenger RNA. Its product is annotated as sec1 family domain-containing protein 2-like. The record is from RefSeq and is a predicted model, not a curated record. Gene Ontology annotation, biological process: vesicle-mediated transport; intracellular protein transport. Bases 121 to 2115 code for a protein of 664 amino acids. The transcript has 9 exons. NCBI's taxonomy places the organism in Eukaryota, Metazoa, Arthropoda, Insecta, Lepidoptera, Noctuidae.
AAUGUCAACGAUUCUAUCGAUUGGCAUGCAAUGGAACAUGUCAGCAGUGAUGUGUAAAUAAACUGUUAUUUCAUUAAAUAGGCGAACUUGAGCAUGAAAUUCACAAAUAAUGUAUAGUUAAUGCAAUUAAUAUCAAAUUCCAAUAUGGCGAGUGCUUCGGUGAAGGAAUUUGGGAAGGCCUGGUGGUCGGAGGUGUACAACAGAAUAAUUGGAGCUGUCGUGUUUCUUGACGAUGCCAGUGCUGAAUGCUUGCACUGGGAUGGCGGCCUGUUUAACCUGCUGUCUGGUGGAGCGGUUGCUGUGAAGAGUUUAUCCCCAUUCGAGGUUUGCAAAAAAGAUCAGAAAAAGGCAGUGUUUAUAACACAAGCCACUUCCACGCAGCUGCAAACGAUAUCUGAGAUAAUUCGUCACAGUGACUUCACUCACUGUAUUCUCAUAUCAUGUGUGAGCUUAGACGUGGUGUACUUGGAGGUGAAUGAUGGCAGGGACGUGAGUGACGUCAUAGCCUCAGGAAGGGGAUCCAUAGAGGCUACUAAACAGCUGGAGAUGAUGCUCAUUGGGUGGAUCGGGAAAAAGCAAAGUGCAGUAGAAGUGGUGCACAUACCAAUCUUCACAAUAGCCCUAACGAAUGUGGUGUUUGUCACGCCUCCCUACCAUAAUAUAUACCCACUGUUUGAUGGCAAGCUGGAACCGGGCAGCCAAUCCAUAGACUUGCAUACACUCUCCUAUCAAGAGAGGGCUGAUGCAAGGAGGUUGGCUAGUGGGCUGAAUAACAUGCUGGACUCCAUGAAUCUGAAGGAAGAUAUCUACUAUAUGGGUUCUUACAGUUCCUUGUUAGCUGGCAUCUUGGAGAAUUCUCCUGUCUGUCUGGCUAGGCGAAAGAACUGCUUGCACCCAGCUUCACUGAUCAUCGUAGACCGCACGCUAGACCUGUGUGGCGUGACCAGCUACUCCACCGAGUCAGUGCUGGAUAAAAUCAUGUCAGCUCUGCCCAGGUUUCCCGGACAUUGCACUGAAGUUGCUGUUGACGUGUCACCACUUUGUGAAGCUAAUGUCAUUAACCACCCAGAAGACGUACAACUAAGUCCGGGUUGUCUCUACCACGCGAACGACGACGCCUGCAUACAAACUUACGAGUACAUGAUCAACAAAUCUCACAAAGAAGUCAUGUUCGAUCUAUACAACAAAUUAUCCAAGAUUGACGUACAAAAGUCGCCCAGUCCUAAAUCACUCCUGAAAGUCACGCCGCAAAGCGUUGAGAAAAUCGUCACUGCUUCUAAAGGUAAUUACGAUAUAAUAGGCAAGCACCUAGGCGUGCUGCAACAGGCGUUAGCAGUGGUACAAACGCUAAAGUCCCCGCGUCGCGCGCAACAAGAGUUGCUGAUGAGCUUGGAGAAGCAAGUACUGCAGAACCUAGCUGCUAGUCGGGACUCCACCAGUGUUUUGCAUCAGAUCAGCCACCUAAUCAAAACUCGUAAAGACAAAAACCUGCCUCUAGAGAGCUUACUAGCCCUCCUAAUCCACGUCUACUCUCUCGUUGGUACUGAAGUGUCAUUCUCCAAGCAACACGAGGAAAGUCUCACUGAAACCCUGAGCGUGGCCAUAUUUGAAGACCACAGGAGUUUGUACCAAAAAACUGUGGAGACUGAGAGUCUUAUGGUCACCCCGGAGUAUUGUGAUGCCACUUCUAAGAGGGUGAUGGGCCAGCUAAAGGAUAUUGCGCAAAUGAGGAGGAAUUUGCAGAAGUACAAUUCCGUAUUGAAGCCUUGCGAGACUGGAGUAGGUCAUGAAUACCGUGGAGUUUUGCAGCAAUUGGUGGAAGACCUAGUCGACACUGAACGACCUGAAUUGACAGACUUGAAGCACCGAAAUGAUAGCAUCAAGGACCUACUGCGCAGUGGACUCAACAUUCUGACAAGCAAGAAAACGCGAAGCACAAAACAUCCUUUAGACAACUCAACAAUUGUAAUCUUCGUGGUCGGCGGCAUUACAGCGGAAGAAUGCAAACGAUUACACCGCAGUGUAAUCACAAGUGGUAUAGACAAUACCGUGCUGAUCGGUUCUACGAAGCUGGUCACCCCUGGCGAAGCAAUGAGGGAUGUGUUGCCGUUAUAGCGACGCGAGAAAAAGGUCAAGCGGUCAUGGACUGCUGGCUAUGGCCGAUGGUCGCAAAGGCGUCGAGCACGACGCUCCGCCCUUUUUGGGGAACUGUAAACUAUAGUGUCAUAACUUCAAACCUCAUUUUGAAUAAAGAAUUUCUCCAUUUUUAAAUUAUUGAACAGGUUAUAUGUUCUAAUUAUAAUAGUGGUCUUUUUAACAGUAAAGUUAAACUUGGUGGCAUGGAUUUAGUAAAUAGUUACUACUUAAAUAUUCAAUUUACAUACGAACAUAAUAUGCAUUUUUUGUCUAAACGUCUGUAUAAGCUAGAUGUCUGUAAACAUGUAAAAACUAUAUGAAAUAUAAUGAUUAAAUAGUUAGGUGCUAAGAUUAUGUUGUUAUUAUUUUGUUGUUAAAUGUAUAUAAUUUUAAUAUUAUGUAAGCAUAACGCAAUGCAAUUACAAUGCAAAAUAAAUGAUUUUUCUUGAAUGGAUGUA